AUGGAUUGUCUUUGGAUUAUCUUCAUUCUUUCUUUGAUCAGGGCAUCUCAAGGUGGUGCACGAGACUUAGCAAAUAUGGCGAAUGCAUAUGGUGAGAAUAGCGGAGUAGAUGGUGGAAAUGAUUAUGUGUGGAGUACACAUCAUAACACACCAAUAAUGAGUAACAUAGAGCGUAUGAAAGAAUUUAGGGAAAAACAUAACGAUAUGUUAGAAGGUAAAGCAAAAUAUAAUAAGAUAUAUCAUGCAUUGUUAUCUUUUGGAGAUGCUUUUAGAGAUUACAACUCUAAUGAAGUAGAACAAAUGCUUAGAAAAUCACAAAAUGACGAAUCACUAAGAUUGUACUUCAUCGGCCUAAGAAAUGAACUGUUGAAACUUGCAGACUCAUUCCGCAAGUCGCAUAUUUUAGUGUUAAAACAAGCAAAUCGAAAAGAAAAGAAACACGAAAUAGCACGUUUUAGUGCGGAAUGCGAGAAAAUUAUGAAAGAACAGCCAAGGUGCUAUUACGUACAGAAGAUAGAAGAGAUUCUGCAUGAAAUACUUCAACUGAGCAUUACAAUGGAUAAGUGCACAUUAAUACAUGAUCUUAUGUGUGUAUUCGCUCGUCUUAUCGGUACAAAGGAAUGUAACACGAACGAAGGUGUGCAAGAGCAAGCAACACCAACAAACCAAUCAAUUGCACACAACGAAUGGUUUGGAAGGAACGCAGAAUAUGAUAAUUUGUAUGUUCAGCAAUCAAAAGCAUUUUUCGAAUUGUGUACUCGGAUCGAUAUGACUAUUUACAGAGGCAACAGGAAUUACCGUAAAAUAAUGAAUCAUCUUGCAGUAGCACAAGCAUAUUCGAUGCAUGUUCUCUUCGAAACACGGUUCUGUGCCAAGCUUUCGCUGUUUCCUGAGUUUAUCUCUGUGUAUCACCAAUACACGCUCUUUCGUACACAUGCACAGCAAAUCUGUAUCAGAACCAGGCUGAUCUCAAUUUACAUUGCUAGCAAGAUAGAAGCUGUCCUGCCCAGGUUACUGCACUACAGCAGUAUGCGUCAACAGUACAACACAGAACUGAUAGCCACCCGCCUGUUUGUGAGAGAUGUGCUACUCAGCGAACUCCUGAUUGCUCUUGAUACUGGCAUAAAUAUAGUCAGUAAAUACGUUUAUUUCAGCAGGCUGGAGUAUGCGUAUCUGAUGAGCAUUGGAAAGGAAGUGCCUAACUUCUAUGACAUAUUCUUCUUUGUUGCCACAGAUUUAUUUGGUGCACUGCGUUUUUCCAAUAUUACCAUGAAACAUUCGUGGGAUCAAGAAAUUACCUGCAAAGCACUGCACGAAAACAUACCGCUGCAGAAAGUACUUAAAUCAUUAUUUCCAAAGUUCAAAAGAGCGUUUGGCAUGAAUAUGAGAAGAAUGCUUGCAUCGGAACAUGUGGUUAAGACUGGGUGCGACGACCUGAAGAAGGAGAUCAUGAAAGGUAUCAGCGGUGUAAAUGAUCGUGUAGCUGCUGGUGCGAUACUGAAGUUCUACAAAAUCUACCAGUUUGUAGUGGAGGUCUUCGUGCAGACCAAAGUGAAUGAUGAGGAGUAA
This is a messenger RNA of Vavraia culicis subsp. floridensis, 1569 nucleotides long. RefSeq lists its product as uncharacterized. NCBI's taxonomy places the organism in Eukaryota, Fungi, Microsporidia, Pleistophoridae. Bases 1 to 1569 code for a protein of 522 amino acids. The record is from RefSeq and is a predicted model, not a curated record. The transcript has a single exon.